Molecule: messenger RNA, 1297 nt
Organism: Rhodamnia argentea
Lineage: Eukaryota; Viridiplantae; Streptophyta; Magnoliopsida; Myrtales; Myrtaceae
Product: phosphoglycerate mutase-like protein 4
Exons: 7
Coding region: 19-951 (310 amino acids)
Cellular component (GO): cytoplasm; cytosol
Molecular function (GO): phosphatase activity
Source: RefSeq, a predicted model, not a curated record
CGAUGCUUCGCGCAAACCAUGAGCGCACUGCGCACCCGGUCCAUCCUAGUUCCACCGGUUCCUCCUCCUCCUCCUUCUUCCUCCUCGUCGUCGUUCUCGUCGUCGCGUUCGCCACGCACAUUGUCGCUCCUGAGCUUGAGAUUGGGGCUCGCAACUUGGUUCAUCGCUCCACGGCGAUCGCGGACGCAAGGCGCGGGGCCAAAUAGCGAGCCUGCCAUGUCGGAUUCGAACUCGAGUGUUGCUGCUGAUUUGGAUUGCAACGGCAGUGCUCAAUCGGUUCCAAUUGGAGUGGACUAUGCUGAAAUCGUCGUCGUGCGUCACGGUGAAACGGAGUGGAAUGCUGAUGGAAGAAUUCAGGGACAUCUGGAUGUCGAAUUAAAUGAAAUUGGGAGGCAGCAAGCAACUGCAGUGGGUGAAAGGCUGUCCAGAGAAGGUAAAAUCUCUGCAAUUUACUCAUCCGAUCUAAAACGAGCUUUCGAGACAGCAAAUCUGAUUGCAACUGCUUGUGGUGGACUGGAGGUUAUCAAGGAUUCAGAUCUACGGGAAAGAAAUCUAGGGGACCUUCAGGGCCUUCAGCUACGUGCUGCAGCUAGUGUCAGUCCAGAAGCCUACAAAGCCUUUCUUUCACACAAGACAGAUCAAGAAAUUCCAGGUGGUGGUGAAAGUAUUGAUCAGCUUUAUCGGCGCUGCACUGCUUGUUUGCAGAACAUCAGUGUGAAGCACAAAGGAGAACGAAUAGUAGUGGUUACUCAUGGUGGUGUAAUCCGAUCACUUAAUAGGCGGGCUUGCCCAAAUAAACGGUCUGGCAGGAAGGUACUGAAUACUUCUGUCAACAUUUUCCACUUGUCUGAUGGGGACAACUGGGUCUUAAAAUCCUGGGGUGAUGUUAGUCAUCUCAGCCAAACAGAACAUCUGAGCACAGGGUUUGGUGGGGAUAGAACUUCUGGCUAGAUUGCCUAUGCUCGUUGCUGUUCCAGUAGCUUACAAAUAAUGAGGAACGGGAAGAACCAAAAUCAGUGGGAAGAAUUGAGAGAUAGCAUAUGUUGAUUGUUCAAGCGACAUGUGUUAUCUAUCUCGAUGAGCUUAGAAGAUUCCUAUCCUAUGGUCUCUCGACCAAAGUGUUUGGGUUGCCCCCAUUGUUAGAAGUACCCAGAUAAUUACUAAUUGCUUGACAUAGACAACUGUGUCCAGCCACUUAAUUCUGUUUGUUAAGUCUGACUGAUGCAUUAGUAAGUUGAGGUACUGGUGAUUAUAUCUGAUUAAUACCAUACUGGUUUAUUAUUUGCAGUUUUCUUUA